AAAUGCAAUGCAUGCGCAUCGUGAUAUUUUUCUGCCGUUUUUCUUCCCUUCUUUCUAAUCAUGGCUCAUCCCGCCCCAGCGUGUGGGAUAGGUCCGUCGCUCAAUUCCUGUUUACUCUGCUGCCCUUCCUUUCCAGCCGACAGCUGACCCACUGUACGAAGUCGGGUGCCGAUGUUUAGCGAUGGUAUCACAUCUUAUCAGCGCUUUAUUCCGACUAUCGCCUCAGUUAGUGCCGCAUCGUCCGUUGGAAUAGGGGCGAGCUCGCGCCCAGCGUUGUACGCUUUUAUCGGUCAAGGUUGUAAUUGUUGCUAACAAGCCGAAAGCAGAAACGAUGCUCGUCCAUUCGGUGACCCGUGAGUAGUGUGUCUGCGUGUCAUCAUAGUGUUUCCAAGUGCCGUGUUUGUACGCCCGGGUGCGCUGCCUCGGGGGUGUAGGAGAUCGUCUUCGCGAGGAGCUGCUUCCGUAAGCCGAUCCCACCCAUCCACCCCAGUCACCCGGUCCAGUCGGUUUGUGAGUCAUGGAGCGUAUAUUGCGAGGCGUUAUGCGUUACCGGCAUACGACCCGCGAGCAAAUGGUGCAGGAAUUUCGGAAAGUUCGUGACAAUCCGCAGCCUAAAGCCGUGUUUUUCACCUGCAUGGACAGUCGCAUGAUCCCGACCCGGUUUACCGAGACGCACGUCGGCGACAUGUUUGUCGUGCGUAAUGCCGGCAAUCUCGUACCGCACGCAGAACACUUCCAGGACGAGUACUUUAGCUGCGAACCGGCCGCCCUAGAGUUGGGCUGUGUCGUGAACAACAUCAAGCAUAUCAUCGUCUGCGGGCACAGCGAUUGUAAAGCGAUGAACUUGCUGUACAAGCUGAAAGAUCCCGAGUUUGCCUCGUUGGACAACCGGCGCAUAUCGCCGCUGCGGGCGUGGCUGUGCGAGCACGCCAACACGAGCCUGGCCAAGUUUCAAAACCUCAAAGAAAUCGGGCUCGAUAAGCCGCUCAUCUUCUCGUCCGAAACGCCGCUCCGCAAGUUCGUCGCGUACAUCGAUCCGGAGAACAACUUUGCGAUCGAGGACAAGCUGUCCCAGGUGAACACGCUGCAGCAGAUCGAGAACGUGGCGUCGUACGGGUUUCUCAAGCGCCGGCUCGAAUCGCACGAUCUGCACAUCCACGCGCUUUGGUUCGAUAUCUACACGGGCGAUAUCUACUUCUUUAGCCGCAACUCGAAACGGUUCAUUGCGAUCGACGAAAGCUCGAUCGACCGAUUGCUGGACGAGGUACGGCGAUACUAUUCGUGAUGCAGGGGGGUAUAGCUUUAGCUAAGCAAUACGGGUUGAAAGCAGCGGGAGGGAAAUGCUUUCUAGAUUGCUAUCGGGUGCAAAUGAACGGGUUUGCAAAGCUGCGUAGUUAGUGUAUUGUGAUUGUAAAUCAAAAGUGAACGUUACGUUAGUUUCUGUGUGUAGUAGAAUCAGAUGAUUGUGCAAUGUCGCUGUAUAGAGUCGCUUCUUUUUAUAAUGUUUCGCAAUAAACAUGGUACAUGUUUCGCGGGGCUCGAA
Messenger RNA from Anopheles gambiae (African malaria mosquito), 1543 nucleotides. RefSeq names its product beta carbonic anhydrase 1 (gene CAHbeta). Lineage: Eukaryota; Metazoa; Arthropoda; Insecta; Diptera; Culicidae. Gene Ontology annotation, molecular function: zinc ion binding; carbonate dehydratase activity. The transcript has 4 exons. The coding region runs from base 518 to 1285 and encodes 255 amino acids. The record is from RefSeq and is a predicted model, not a curated record.